Messenger RNA from Mytilus californianus (California mussel), 2831 nucleotides. Its product is annotated as cytochrome P450 20A1-like. Gene Ontology annotation, molecular function: monooxygenase activity; iron ion binding; oxidoreductase activity, acting on paired donors, with incorporation or reduction of molecular oxygen. The coding region runs from base 38 to 1444 and encodes 468 amino acids. Gene Ontology annotation, cellular component: membrane. Lineage: Eukaryota; Metazoa; Mollusca; Bivalvia; Mytilida; Mytilidae. The record is from RefSeq and is a predicted model, not a curated record. The transcript has 11 exons.
UCGAUUCAUCAAACAUUACUACGUCGGCAAUAUUGCAAUGUUGGAUUUUGCUAUUUUUGCCGUCACAUUUGUUGGAGGACUUAUAGCAGUUGUAAUUUAUCUCUACCCCGGAUCAUCCAAGCCAAGUUCAAUCCCUGGUCCAGAUCCCACUACUAAAGAAGAUGGUAAUUUAGCAGACAUUAAGAGGGCUGGGAGUCUUCAUGAAUUUCUAUUGGAUAUUCACAAGCAGUAUGGGCCUAUUGCAUCAUUUUGGAUGGGACAGCAGUUUGUGGCAAGUGUUGCCUCAGCUGAUCUAUUUAAAGAACACCAGAACGUAUUUGACAGACCUCCUGAGUUAUUCAAGCUGUUUGAAAUUCUGAUUGGACCAAAAAGUAUUCAGUAUGCAAAUAAGCAAGAUGGUAGGACAAGGAGAAAGAAUUAUGACGAGGCAUUGACUCAUGAUGCUAUUAAAAAGUACUAUGAAACAUUUCAAAUUAUAGCCAAUGACCUAUCCAAGAAAUUCUCAUCACUUGUGAAGGAAGAACACAUAGCGCUCAGUCAGUACAUGAGUGCAUAUGCACUUAAAGUUGCGUUGUUGACUUUAAUGGGUGACACCUUCAAGGAUGACAAAGAAGUUUUAGAAUUCAGGAGAUUGUAUGAUAUUGCUUGGUUUGAAACAGAAAAACAAUUAACAGAUGUACCAGAACCUGACAGUCAACGCAUGAAAACUUUUAAGGAUGCAAAAGACAAGCUGUAUAAAAUAAUAAAAAGAACAUUGGAACACAGGAAGAAAAAUCCAGCCAAGAAGGGAGAAUUACUUUUGAUUGACAUCCUUAUAGAAAAUUGCCAGGAUGAAGAAACUUUACUCGCAGACACUUUUACUUUUGUUAUUGGUGGAUUUCAUACUACAGGAAAUUUACUGACCUGGUGUUUUUACUUCCUUGCCACACAUCAGGAUAUCCAAGAUAAAGUUCAGAAAGAAAUUAAGAGUGUCCUCGGAAGUGAUGAUGUUGAUCACACUAAUAUCAAUGAUUUAGUGUAUUUACGACAAGUUAUAGAUGAGACGCUAAGAUGUGCAGUCAUUGCCCCAUGGGGAGCUAGAUUCCAGGAUUUUGAUUCUGAAUUAGGAGGACACAAAAUACCUAAAAAUACUCCUGUAAUCCAUGCUCUUGGUGUGACACAGCAAGAUGAAGCCAUAUGGCCAGUACCGAACAGAUUUGAUCCUGAUAGAUUUAGUGAAGAGAACAGUAAGAAGAGACAAAGUUUAGCUUUCCAACCUUUUGGAUUUGCUGGGAAAAGGAUUUGUCCUGGAUAUAGAUUUGCUUAUGCUGAAGCUACUGUUUGCUUUGUGACCUUACUAAGAAAGUUCAAGUUUAAUAUGGUUGAGGGUCAAGUAAUUACUCCUGUUCAUGGUCUUGUAACACAUCCUAGUGAAGAAGUGUGGAUAACCAUUGACAAAAGAUAAAAAAUUAUUUACAUUUGUAGAAAAACUUCUUGCAAGUUGUUUAGGAUUAUGAUCGUAAAUAUUAUUGUUCAAUCAAGCUUUUGCAUAGUUUUCUUAUCCACUAUGAGAAGAUUUGCCACACAAGGCUUUUUGCUGUAGGAAUAUAUGUGGCAAGGAAAGUAUAGAUUAUUAAUUUGCCACACAUUUUUAUAUCACCAAACUGUUGAAAUAUUUUUGGCAUGGGCCAAAUAGGUUUUUAUUAUAUUUUAUUUUGAGCACUUUUUAGCAACUUAUUUCUGAUAUGGAAAUGCAGGAAAAAAAAAAAUUUCCACUAUCAUAAUGCUAUCUCUCUAUCUAUAUGGUGCUUAGAAAACUUAAGUUCAUGCCUAAAUUAUGAUAUCUUAAAAAUAUUUGAUUUAUAAUACAUUUUUCAAGUUGUAUUGUAAUGUGUGAGAUCUUGAGGUCAGGUGUUGAUGUUUCAACAGAUUUAUUUUUUUUUUAUCUGGCUGAAGGAAAGAUUUCAGUGUAAGUGCAAUAAUACAGUUCUAACAAGUCAAACUCCAUUGAUAAGUAGGAUUAUUACUGUGACACAUAUCUUAUGACAGUCAACCAGAUCAUGCUAACAUCUAUAAAACUUGAAAGAGAUGACUUCAAAUUAGGAUUAAGAUUUGUUACAUCGCUUUCUUGAAAGCAGCAAUCUUCUAUCAUGUUAAUACUGCCCUUGAAUAUUGUAAUGCUAUUCAGUAUUUUGAGGUAGUUCAUUUAGUUUCUGUAUUGGGUUAUUUUGGCCAUUUUCAGUCAGGUUAAACUGUUUUCUGUUAUAAUCCAAUCAUUUUAUUUUCUCAAUACAAAAGUUUUGAACUGAUUGUGAAAUUAAAGAAGGCAUUAACAAUUUUGUUUUUGUUAUGUUCAUACAAAACUAACAAUAAUUCUCUAAAAUUCUGGUUCAUCUUGUUUGAUAUUCUGUACCUAAUUUGUUUUUUAAUGUUUUAAAUCAUGAGCAAGAUUUGCUGAUAGCUCAGCCAUUAUAAAAUCUGAUAUACAAUGCACGUAGUAUAUAAACAUAUUGUUGUGGUAAUUGACAAAACAUUCAGCUAAAGAUAAACAAUAUGUAUAUUAAUUUAAUAAUACAUUAUAAAAUCUGAUGUACAAUGCACGUAGUAUAUAAACAUAUUGUUGUGGUAAUUGACAAAACAUUCAGCUUAAUCUAAACAAUAUGUAUAUUAAUUAUAUAUGCACAUGUACAAUAUGGAAAUAUUUCUUUUUAUGAACAUUUAAUUAGAUACUGCAUACAAAUCUCCACAAAUGCAUUUUUACAAGUCAGAAUUGAUAAGAAUUUCAAUGUAUACAAAUGGUAACACAAAUAGUGAUUGCCUUAUUUUGCAAUAAAAUAUUAGUAGAUCACAAA